AUGACCUUAAUGAAAGAGAGUUUCCACGGGGCUCUUCCACCCUCUUCUGAGGUGGCCAGGGCUGACAUGGCCAACACCAGAGAGAAGCGGGAGGUUCUGCUGCAAUCUGCGAUGAGGACAGGAGCAGUGGUGCCAAGGAAGCGAGCGGUGGGAAGGCUGGUCAUGCACAGCAUGGCGAUGUUUGGCCGGGAGUUCUGCUAUGCCGUGGAGGCCGCCUUUGUCACGCCAGUGCUGCUCAGUGUAGGGCUGCCCAAGAGCCUCUACAGCCUGGUGUGGCUCAUCAGCCCCAUCCUGGGCUUCGUGCUGCAGCCUGUGGUAGGUUCGGCCAGCGAUCACUGCAGCUGUCGCUGGGGCAGGAGGCGACCUUACAUCCUGGGUUUGGGCAUCGUGAUGCUGUUAGGCAUGGCUUUGUACCUCAAUGGGGACGUGAUGGUCUCAGCUUUCAUCGGUGAGAGAAACAAGCAGCGGACAUGGGCAAUAGUCAUUACCAUGCUGGGAGUAGUGCUUUUUGAUUUUGCAGCUGAUUUUAUUGAUGGCCCCAUCAAAGCGUAUUUAUUUGAUGUCUGCUCUCAUCAGGAUAAAGAGAAGGGUCUGCAUUACCACGCCCUCUUUACAGGUUUGGGAGGAGCCCUGGGUUACCUGACAGGUGCUGUGGAUUGGGGUCAGACUGUAUUAGGAUAUUCCUUGCCAUCGGAAUUCCAGGUGAUUUUCUUCUUCGCAGCCUUUGUUUUCCUAAUCUGCCUUACUGUACAUCUGCGCAGUAUUCCUGAAGUCCCACUCAGUUACGAAGAUGAAGAGACAAAGUUCUUGUUGGAAGUGACUGAAUCCUAUAAAUAUAGCUCCAUAGAGGAGGAAAUCAAGAAUGGUUGCUUAAAAUCCACAUAUACUGAAAUAAAGGCUGCAGCUAAACCAGGAGAAUGUGCUGUUACGUCACGUGCAGAGGAACAAAGGCAGAUGACCCUUAAAUCACUCUUGAAGACUCUUUUAAGCAUGCCAUCCCACUAUCGCUAUCUGUGUGUGAGCCACCUCUUUGGAUGGAUGGCUUUCUUGUCCAACAUGCUCUUCUUCACGGAUUUCAUGGGACAGGUUGUAUACCAGGGUAGUCCUUAUGCACCUCAUAACUCCACGCUUUACCUCACCUACAGAACAGGGGUAGAGGUGGGAUGCUGGGGACUGUGUAUCAAUGCAAUUUCUUCAUCAGUCUAUUCGUAUGUGCAGAACAUCCUUCUGCCAUACAUAGGAUUAAAGGGACUUUAUUUCAUUGGAUAUCUACUUUUUGGAUUGGGUACUGGAUUAAUUGGCUUGUUUCCCAAUGUCUAUUCCACUCUGGCUCUAUGUUCCCUCUUUGGCAUCAUGUCCAGCACACUGUACACAGUGCCAUUCCAACUCAUUGCAGAGUACCACAGGGAAGAAGAGAGCCUGAAGCUGCAGGAUGGGGAACAAGCUGGAGAGCAUGGGCGAGGGAAGGGCAUUGACUGUGCUGCUCUCACCUGCAUGGUCCAGCUCGCCCAGAUAAUUCUUGGUGUGGGCCUGGGGCUCUUGGUUGGUGUUGCUGGCAGCGUGGUCACUGUGAUUUCGGCAUCUACAGUGGCACUGAUCGGCUGCUUCUUUGUUGCUUUUUGUGUUCGAUAUGUGGAGUAG
Messenger RNA from Pterocles gutturalis (yellow-throated sandgrouse), 1641 nucleotides. RefSeq names its product solute carrier family 45, member 2 (gene SLC45A2). The record is from RefSeq and is a predicted model, not a curated record. Gene Ontology annotation, molecular function: sucrose:proton symporter activity. The transcript has 7 exons. Gene Ontology annotation, cellular component: membrane. Bases 1 to 1641 code for a protein of 546 amino acids. NCBI's taxonomy places the organism in Eukaryota, Metazoa, Chordata, Aves, Pterocliformes, Pteroclidae. Gene Ontology annotation, biological process: transmembrane transport.